Messenger RNA from Sabethes cyaneus, 2743 nucleotides. It is a transcript of the gene Atf6, whose product is annotated as cyclic AMP-dependent transcription factor ATF-6 alpha. Gene Ontology annotation, biological process: endoplasmic reticulum unfolded protein response; regulation of transcription by RNA polymerase II. NCBI's taxonomy places the organism in Eukaryota, Metazoa, Arthropoda, Insecta, Diptera, Culicidae. Gene Ontology annotation, molecular function: DNA-binding transcription factor activity, RNA polymerase II-specific; RNA polymerase II cis-regulatory region sequence-specific DNA binding. The coding region runs from base 258 to 2453 and encodes 731 amino acids. Gene Ontology annotation, cellular component: nucleus. The transcript has 5 exons. The record is from RefSeq and is a predicted model, not a curated record.
AUUUGCAAUAAAAUUGUUUAGUUAUCAAAGUUUACAAUAUUUGCCGUUUUUUUAUAUAUUGCGAAAAAUGAAUAAAAUAUCAAUAAAAUUUAACGCAUUGGAAUAAAUGUGUGUUCAUAACAACAAUUGGAUGAACCGGCAAAAUCUAUUACCGGAGAUUUUCGGUAGACACAUCUGAAAACACAAACAAUCUUUGUUAGGUUUAAAUCGUUUAAAUUGACUAAGGCAGGACUUGGAACGAUUAAUUGAUUGCUAGUAUGGAAAGCCAAAACUACGAAGAAAACAUGUUGGACAUCGAGCCUAUUCUCGAGUAUUUUCCAAUGGCUCCAUACGAGGACAUUGCACCCAUUCUCGAGUACUUUCCAAUGACUCCGUACGAGGAAUCGCAAUGCGGAACAGAAACAUUCGACGUUCUUGAGAGCAAUGCAGAACCGCGCCCAUUGGAAGAAAUUCUAUCACGAAAAGAUAUUCAACCAGCAAGUCCCGAAUACGGAGAGUUUAUUGAUCCUGAUAUGUUUCUGAACGGAAUUGUCAAGAGGGAGAGUGAAUCGGACUGCUCGUCGUCAUCUCGACGAAAUACUCCAUCGCCCUCAGACAGCAAUAGAAGCUUUGAUACGUACCCGUCAAGCGGUUAUGGAUCAUGUGAAAGUGCCAAAACUAACUACGUCUCACUGGACAGCCCUCCGGUUUCGCCAGAAAGCUUAACUAGCACUUCUUGCAAUGUUGUACGUAUUGGAACUGCACAAAUUCCAAUUGUUCAAAAACCUGCUUCUCUUGGCAAUUUAUCAGAUUUGAAGAAAAUAAAACUUCCUCCUAAAGGAUUUUCUAGCAGCAGCGGUCAAGCACCAGCUCGCGUCCUUUCUAAAGGUAUUACUAAAAAAACAAUAGUAUUGGCGGCCAAAGAUUAUCAAAAUUUAGUGAAGAACAUAAAAAAUCGAUCAAACAAUGGAACAAUUUUAAUUAAAGCCACUCCUGCUUCAAGCAUUUUGCCACCAGUUUUACGCAAACCGGUGUUGCCUAAACCAGCACAGCAACCGACAGCGACUGUAACUACGUUACAAGAGAAGAAACCCGACUUAAUAAACUCUUCAUCGAGCACACUGGAAGAACCGUUUAUAAACGGUCCCAUAAAUGAAAGGAUCAUCAAGCGACAUCAACGUAUGAUAAAGAAUCGGGAAUCAGCCUAUCUCUCAAGGGUACGCAAAAAAGAGUACGUAACUUCCCUGGAGCAACGUAUUGAUGUGUUGACUAAGGAGAACGAGUAUUUGAAAAGUGAAAAUUUGAGGAUGCAUGAAAAGUUGAAGCUCAAGUGUUCUUGCGCAACUAUGAACACCGGAAGCAUGAGCAUCAUUUCAAAGCAGAUCCAAACAUCAAAUGCACGCAAGAAUACAGCGAUUGUACUGGCUAUGUUAUUUAUGGUUUCGCUCAAUUUUGGACCUUUUGGUAAUCUAAUCGGCAAGAGUAGCGACCGUGCCAUAGUGGAAAAAUCUGCUCAAACUUUUCGUCAGAAGCGGAGCCUUCUUUGGCUUGACGGUUCUAAUCGUUUAGCUCAACAAUCGCAAAACAUCAACUUAAGUAUGAAUUUCACUAAUCUCGACGAUCUCUCCGACGUGGUGGAAGAGCCGUUCUCGGUUUGUCCUUUCUAUGUAAACCAAACAGAAAACAUUCGACUGGCUAGUGAACUGCGACGAUGGAUUGGUGAAAAUGGGUAUAAAAAUUUGACCGAUCGUGACGGCAACGAUAUGAGGAUUAACUCGUUUUCGGAAAUGUUUGCCUUGAAAGAUACGAUCGAUUCGAUUUACAAGCAAAUGAAGGACAUCAGUUCGCAGAUGCAAUCCUUUCACAGGAAGGGCAAAGCGAAGCGACAUGUAUCGAAAAGCAUGAAAGCGAAGCCAUCGAAGCUUCUGCAGCAGCGAAAGGCAAUUCGCGAUAGUGAGCUUGCCGUUUACUAUCCGGGCUUCAGUAAAGCAUACGCCAGCUUUUUCGAAGAGAUUGGACGCCGAGACGAUACCUUCUAUCUGGUCUCGUUUAGCGGAGAGCAUCUGCUGCUGCCGGCUUUGGCCUACAAUAAAACUAACCGGCCCAAAAUGUCACUUAUGUUGCCAGCGUUGAUGGAAAAUACCACUCAUCAUUCGGAAAAAGUAUCCUUGAUGCAGAUCGAUUGCGAAGUGAUGAACACUUCAAUAAUACAGAUCAGAGAGAAAGUGAUUCCAGGAGAUCUGUUGCGAUCGCAGGCAAGAACAGAUGAUUCUUUCGCUAAAACUAACGCAAAACAGGCAGCUUCGAGGUCCACAACACAUUUCAGCGACAAUAAUGGACAAAAUGUCACCACUAAUGGCGAGCAGCAGAAUGCCAAACCGGGCAGAAGGUAUCAAAAUAAGCAUCAUGCUAGUAGACCUUUUUUUGUUCAGCGUAUGAAUGAAAAUAUGCGCAACGAACUGGAUUUGAACUGACUAUUCCACACACAAUUGUAUAAUUCUGUUUUUUCUUCUAAUAAGCCAGCUAAAUUAUACAAAUAAUUUUUUUCAUAUUUUUUUUGCAAAGUGCAAUUUAAUAUAAAAAUUUAAUUAUUGUUAAAAUGACAAAAUGACGUGCAUGAUGCUAUCAACUAAAGCUGACGAAUACAUAGGAUCGAAAAGGGCUGUUAUACUAACAAUAUACUUAGAAUGUAAGGCAACUAAUGUUUAAAACACAAAUGAUUCGUGCAAAUUUAUGAAAAUAAUAAUAAAACACAGUAAUUGGU